GCAGAGCACAUCGGCCCCGGUCCCGGCCCCGGUCCCGGCCCGAGCAGCCGCCGCCUGCCAUGGGCACCGCGCCCCCCAGUGGGUCUGUGAAGGCAGGGAAGAUGCCAGAAGGAGAGAAAAUGAGACAAUGUAAGCAAGAGGAGGAGCAGCAGCAGAAAGAAGAGGAGCGCGAGGGUCUCAUCGAAUUCUACAGUUCCUACCAGGAGCUGUUCCAGUUCUUCUGCAGCAACACAACCAUCCACGGGGCUAUCCGCCUGGUGUGCUCCAAAAAGAACAAGAUGAAGACAGCCUUCUGGUCCGUUCUCUUCUUUCUCACCUUCGGCUUAAUGUACUGGCAGUUCGGGAUCCUCUACAGGGAGUACUUCAGCUACCCUGUCAACCUCAACCUCAACCUGAACUCCGACAGGCUGACUUUCCCGGCCGUGACGCUGUGCACCCUUAAUCCGUACAGGUACAGCGCCAUCCGAAAGCAGCUGGAUAAGCUGGACCAAAUCACCCACCAGACACUGCUAGACCUCUAUGACUACAACAUGUCUCUGCCACAAAGAGACUGGUCCACAUCGUCCACACAAAGGCGUAGCUCAAGGAGCCUGCUCCAUCAUGUCCAGCGCCAUCCUUUGCGGAGGCAGAAGCGGGAUAACUUAGUCAACUUGCCAGAGAACAGUCCCUCAGUGGACAAGAAUGACUGGAAAAUUGGCUUUGUUCUGUGCAGUGAAAACAACGACUGUUUCCACCAGGCGUACUCCUCGGGAGUGGAUGCCGUGCGGGAAUGGUACAGCUUUCACUACAUCAAUAUCCUGGCGCAGGUGCCUGAUGCAAAGGCCCUGGACGAGUCUGACUUUGAGAAUUUCAUCUAUGCUUGCCGCUUCAAUGAGGCAACGUGUGACAAGGCGAACUAUACCCACUUCCACCAUCCAUUAUAUGGGAACUGCUACACCUUUAAUGACAACAGCAGCAGCCUGUGGACGUCCUCGCUGCCUGGGAUCAAUAAUGGUCUCUCUCUGGUGGUGCGCACCGAGCAGAAUGACUUCAUCCCUCUGCUGUCCACGGUGACAGGAGCCAGGGUCAUGGUCCACGAUCAGAACGAGCCAGCCUUCAUGGAUGAUGGGGGUUUCAAUGUUCGUCCUGGCAUCGAGACCUCCAUCAGCAUGAGAAAGGAGAUGACCGUGCGCCUUGGGGGCAGUUACAGCGAUUGCACAGAGGAUGGCAGUGACGUGCCAGUGCAAAACCUGUACUCGUCCCGCUACACCGAGCAGGUCUGCAUUCGCUCCUGCUUUCAGCUCAACAUGGUAGAACGCUGUGGCUGUGCGUAUUACUUCUAUCCCUUGCCUGAUGGAGCGGAGUACUGUGACUACAUGAAGCACACAGCCUGGGGCUACUGCUAUUACAAACUCCUGGCUGAAUUCAAAGCUGAUGUGCUGGGCUGUUUCCACAAGUGUCGGAAACCUUGCAAGAAGCCAAAACACCUGAGGAGCAUUAGGGUUGGCUUAGGGAAUGACAGAAUACCAGCUGUCAGCUGGAUACUCCCGCUGGCCUUCUGCUGUCUCAGAGGACUGGGUUUUCUACAUGCUUUCACAACAGAACAAAUACAAUAUCACAUCCAAGAGGUGAGAGCCACAAAACAGAGACUGCAUCCAAACCAGAAACCGUCCCAGUGGAAUGUGCACGUUGGACAUGUCAGAGUUAAGAUUAAAUCACUGACGGGAAGAGAUCAGGCAUGGGGCCUGUGGACAAGGACAGUGGAUUUGAGCCAGAGUAGAUAUAUAGCAAGACUUCAGCAAGGACUGGGCACCCAAGUGAAAAAUUUUGGAAGAGGUCAGAUGCUGAUAUAAAAAUAGUAAACCCCAGCACUUGCUGUGUGUUCUGGAGUCACAGGAAGUUCUCGUGGAAGAAUGGGAAAGAGAGCUGUGCAGGAGCUUUUGCCACAAACAUUGGUUUUACAGUACAAUGUCAGAAGUGCACUCUAAGUACCAAAGACUCUAUUUAGUGCAGAAUGAGACAGCUGCAGAGAUGGCAGAAAGCCUCUGGGUGGUAUGUAUGGGAGAAGAACAGGGGGAGGAAGGGGACAGAAACAAUUAGGCUUGGUGAAGAAAUGCAGGGAUUGAGGAGUUGGGGUUGCUGAGUGUCACCUUUCACUCACAGGAACGGAGUUGCCAAAGUGAAUAUCUUUUUUGAGGAGUGGAACUACAAGACCAACGGGGAGUCUCCAGCCUUCACGGUAUACACUUU
Pseudopodoces humilis (Tibetan ground-tit) is the source of this 2229-nucleotide messenger RNA. Lineage: Eukaryota; Metazoa; Chordata; Aves; Passeriformes; Paridae. The record is from RefSeq and is a predicted model, not a curated record.